CUUCUCCAGGUGCGUCUUAUUUAAGCUGGACUGCACACUGCUUACAUUACCAUUCACUCUCAACCCAGCUUCGAAAACCCCCAGAAUCUUGUGAUAUUCAACCAGUCUUCUGACAGAAAACCAGAGAUGCGAUUUGUGUUGGUGGCGUGUGUGGUGGCGAGUGUAGUGGUUGGUAGCACGGCUCAGAGACCCAGGAUCAAGAUACCAUCCAGGAUAGAGAUGCAGGUGGCAUUACAGAACCCAGUCACCGUUGACAAAGCCCUUCGCUGUAUCGAGGGUCUACCCUGCGAGCUGCCUGACUCCUACGCCCCCCUUCUGCGCCACUUAGGGCCAGAAUUGAUCCUGCGCCGUGAGUGUCCCAGAAGGCUGUGUACUCCAGCACAAGCCAAGGAGGCUAAGUGGCUCAUGGCCCAGAUCCAGAGGAGAUACCCCAGGAAGUUCAACAAAACCAUCAAUACUCUGCUCGCGAGAAACCCGCAUGGUUUUGCUGGAUAAAGUGACAUAAUCAGUUACACUGUUAUUAUGUAAGAUAAUAUCAUACAAUAAGAGAAGUAUUCACCAGGCGCCACACGAGGAAUGGGAGAUUAUCACUUCCAUAAUAUCCAGCAGAAAUAAUCUAAUAGGUGACAACAUCUACAUUGAGAUCUCACAAAAUACAAUCUACUGUACUCAGCUUAUCUAACCUUUCCGCAGUCAGUGUGUGUAAAGUUGUGGUGACGUCGAUACAUGCUGUUUGUUGUGCCUAAACUGACCACCACCACCACCACUACCUUGACGUACAUUUUGAAGUUUCCUGUUUCUGUAAGACGCACACAAAGAUGAUUUAUUAUACCUGAUUUUUCUGGUGCCAAGUUUGUAGAAAGUUUAAGAUAUCUGGAUUUUGCUCAAAACGGAAAAAUAAAUUAAUAUCGAAAGGAUAAUUUUUAAGGCUUUAUACAUUUUUGUUAUUGUACUGUUGUAUUGUUGAAGCUGUGUUUUACCGUGUAUGGUAACAACUGUAUACAAGACUGAAGCAAUAUUUAAACUUUGUAAGUGAUGUAAUAUUUAUCCAAAGAAAAAUAUUAAUUCGGUAAAAAAAAUGCUUUGAAUGUUGACAAUAAAAAAAAAAAUAUA
Homarus americanus (American lobster) is the source of this 1113-nucleotide messenger RNA. RefSeq lists its product as uncharacterized. NCBI's taxonomy places the organism in Eukaryota, Metazoa, Arthropoda, Malacostraca, Decapoda, Nephropidae. The coding region runs from base 127 to 495 and encodes 122 amino acids. The record is from RefSeq and is a predicted model, not a curated record. The transcript has 3 exons.